CUAGAACCGCCGAUGCGACUUUUUUGUCCCAUCGCACUCGAAAAAGGUGUGUUAUUCCGCUUCCCGUCGUGAUAACCCUUUGAAAUUUUCUGACUUCUAUUUAUUUUAAACUAUCUUUCGAAUGCGCUUUUUAAAAAUUGUGUAUUCCAUAUGGUACUUUAAAAAAAUCAUUUCCAACCUAGAACCGCCAUAUGGGACAUUUUGGUCCCAUAGGCAAAAUACGUUGUGACGGCUGGUAUAGCUGCUGUCAACGAGUGACAGAUGUCAAUACGAAUACAAGGGAUGUCAAUACGUAUAGAACAGUAAAAGUGCGCGAAAGUAUUCAACUACAUACGUGCUUUUACUUUUGUUUACUACGGGCUUAUUUUUUCGCUAUCAUCAAUCGGCUAGUCUAUAUACCCACUUCGACUUGCCGGCUUGCUUGGUCGCUGUGUAUUCUUUCCCGGGGCAACCAGUUUGCCUGGUGCACUUAGGAUAUUGCAAGUGUUUGCAAGGUGCAAUAUUUAUUUGUGCGCUUUCAAGAGUAUGUAAUUAUGGCGCGCCAGCCUAGUUUACGAUCCGAAGAGAUUGUCGCUGCCCUGAACGACAUUUCCAGCGAUCAAUCAGAAGGGGAUCCUCUGUCCGAUACCUCUGACAGCGAUUUAUUUGAUACAUUGGUAUGCUCAUCUAGUGACUCAUCUGACUACGAGCUGGAAGAUUGUGUUCCAGAACAAGUACAGCGCUCUGUUGAAGGCAGGUAUCAUACAAAAGUGAUUUGAUUGUCAAACCACUUUUAUUAACUUUUUCACACGUAUGCUAUUUACAAGCAUUAUUUUAUUUUAUGUUUAUUUCCGAUAAAGAAUCUGCAAGCCAAGGAGCUGGAAGAAAGCGUACCUCUGUCGCAGACAUUGGCACUGGACCUUCAAAGGAAACUCGUCGGGUCAGCGGCACUCGUCAAACUACAGACUCUAACGCUGGAAGAGCUCCACGUGUAGCCCCUGCAAAAUCAAGAAAUGACCAAGUUGAUAUACAGUCAAAAGUAGUAGCUAAAACGAACCGCAAACUGGAAGGUUCUUUAGAUAAACUUGUUGUUGGAUCGAUCGCAGAGGCACCUGACGGCACAGAGUGGAAAGUAGUGGAAAUUAACAAUGCUAAUGGAGGUAGAAUUGCUGAACUAAACGUUAUAAGAGACGUACCUGGUCCGUCUCCUUAUGCUAAACGAUACGUAGUCGCCGGUGCAGCCUCGAAUUCAUGGCGUCUUAUCAUUGAUAAUGGUAUUCUAAAUCGAAUUCGAAAGUGCACUGAAAUUGAAGCUAGAAGAGUAUUGCAAACUGAAGACUGGACUUUAUCUCUCGUUGAGCUGGGUGCAUUUCUAGCAAUUUUGUACAUUCGCGGAGCUACUGAGUCCAAAGGCAUGGAGAUUGACCUGAUGUAGUCUGAGAAAUACGGACUUCCUUUCUGCAAGAAUGUUAUGUCACGUAAUAGGUUUCGCGAGAUUAUGAAGUUCCUGAGAUUUGACGAAAAAUCGACUAGAUCGGAACGAUUGCAAACCGACAAAUUUGCCCUGAUAUCAGAUGUGUUUUCAAGAUAUGUUUCAAACUGUCAAAGCAACUACGUACCGGGUCCUAACAUUUCUGUCGAUGAACAGUUGUUUCCAUCCAAGACGAGGUGCCCAUUUACGCAGUUUAUGGCGUCGAAGCCGGAUAAAUACGGACAAAAGUAUUGGAUGGCUGUUGACGUAGAUUCGAAAUAUGUUAUCAACAUAUUUCCUUAUCUCGGAAAAAAUGAUCAACGUCACGCGGAGGAGAGACUCGGAGAUUUUGUAGUCAAAAAGUUAGUAGAUCCGUACCUAAACAGAGGAAGAAACGUUACUUGUGAUAAUUUUUUCACCUCCUUAAAAUUAGCUAAGUUUUUGAAAUCCAAAAAAACUAGCUUAGUUGGCACAGUCAACAAGGCUAGAAGGGAAGUGCCGAUGUGCGUAAAGAAAGCCAAAGAAAACCUUUACUUUACAAAAGCGUUCAAAAGCGACGACGUAACUCUUACAGUCUAUCAAGGAAAAACUAAAAAAAAUGUUGUUUUACUGAGCUCAAUGCAUCGUGAUGUAAGAACUGGAAACGAUCAAAAAUCAAAGCCUGAAACUGUGUCUUUUUACAACUCGACCAAGUUCGGAGUUGAUGUAGUUGACCAAAUGUGUAGAAAGUACUCCGUGAAAAGUGCUAGUAGAAGAUGGCCUGUUCAUUCAUUUUUUAACAUUCUGGAUUUGGCGGGAAUCAAUGCUUGGGUCUUGUACAAAGAACUUACAAAAGAAAAUAUAUCUAGACGCGAUUUUCUUUUCAAGCUAGGCGAAGAACUUGCCAAAGAGUACGUUGAAAAUAAGAGCGCCAACGCAAACUUGCCUGUGUCAGGUGCUGGAGGUUCUCGUCGGCGCUGCCAGGUUCAAAUGUCUUGCCACGAGGGCAAAAGUGCUAACGAAUGCUUCACAUGCAAUAGACCAGUAUGUAAAAAAUGUACUAAAAGAGUUUCGUACGUAUGCGUUUCAUGUGAACCAGGUUCUGAUGAAAAAAUGUAAUAUUUUGUACUGAUGUCAAGAAACCUAAAGAUGUGUUAUAGAUGCUUGAAAUAAUUAAUCAAGAUGUUCCUUUUGCUUUCGAAAAAAGCUUUGUCCGCUUCUUUUGCUCAUUUGGAGCUGUAUUGACAUCGAAUUUUUGUAAUGUUUCUAAAAGGAGUCACAGACGCCCGCGUAGACCAAACAACGUAUGAUCUCAAUUUGAUUUUUUUUAUUAUUAUUUUUUAUAAUUUUUAUAAAACAAUACUUAAUUCUUUAUAUCCUCUUCUUACAUGCUAUUUCCUGUCCGGCUGCGUAUAAUUCAAUUAUAGUUCUCCUUGAAUUUUUACAUUAUUAUUUGUUUCAAAGCAUGUUUGUCGUAGUGCGAAUCUAUUUCGUUGUUGUAAAUACUUUGAACGUAAUUGCUAAAUAUCGAUAGUAAAGUUAUUCGUUUGUUCCUGUAUAUAAAUCUAAGUUCUGGAUUAACGAGGUCGUUGAAGGGUGGCAUUUUGUUUUGAUUAUUAUUGAUUGAGUUGCUAAUAAAGCUUUGUUAUUAAUAAUUAUGAUGCUUAUUAACAAUUUAACCACCAAAAACCUUUAGGUAAUAAUAAACUUGUCUAAAUACGUAUACCUAACGUAUGGGACAAAAUUGUCCCAUAUGGCGGUUCAAGUAAGGUUGAAAAGUCCGGCGGUUCUAGUGUUAACGAGCUAUAAAGCCAUGUCCAGUUAUAGUUAUAGAAAAAUGUGUAAAACUAAUUAUACAACAUUAAUGUUCCUCUUAAAUUUUUUAUGUUAUCGUUUAACACAACAUAGACUGAUUAC
Molecule: messenger RNA, 3346 nt
Organism: Anopheles funestus (African malaria mosquito)
Lineage: Eukaryota; Metazoa; Arthropoda; Insecta; Diptera; Culicidae
Exons: 1
Coding region: 1451-2548 (365 amino acids)
Source: RefSeq, a predicted model, not a curated record